Porites lobata is the source of this 1761-nucleotide messenger RNA. The record is from the annotation of a GenBank genome assembly. NCBI's taxonomy places the organism in Eukaryota, Metazoa, Cnidaria, Anthozoa, Scleractinia, Poritidae.
AUGGAGGCAGGGGCUGCAUCAGAAAUCUACGAGCGUGCCAAAGCAUGUGGUAUUCGCUACUUUACCUGUAUAGGAGACGAAGAUAGCACCACCAUCGCUCGAGUUAGACAAGUUGCUGGUAAGUUUGCAAACCAAAAUUUACUAUUCCACAAAUAGCUGGAAUCUUGAAAAGGGUAAAUACGACCUUUUUAAGACCGAUAUUCAAUCUCUUAUUAAAUUAUGACGUAGGAAAACAUGCUGAUUUCACCCAUGUAAAACGAGGAUUUGGAGGUGACCUGUACAAAGCUUGAUCGCAGAUCCCAGCGGGAAGCAAAACCCUACUUUCAGAUGCUGUUAUAUCAUACCUUGAGAAGUGCUUUGUCUAUGCCCUUUAUCAAAACAAAGACAAGGAAAAAGGACUGAAACAAUCUCUCGAGGCCAUAGUCCCCCACGCCUUUGGCGACCACGCAAAGUGCAGUUUGGAAUGGUGUGGAAAGUUAAAAAAUCCCUCGGGAUAUAAACACGUCGGCCUACCAGAUGGUAAAGAUUUACAAGGCGCCGCCCUCAAGAGGUGUCUUACUGAUGUAAUUCAAAAAUAUGCAACGGCAGACAUGCUGAAAAAGAUGGCACCACUUUCAUCUUCUCAAAAAAAUGAAACAGCAAACAGCGUAAUCGGGACAAAGUCUCUGAAGAUCAGAUACUACGGGGGGAGCGAAAGAAACGACUACAGAAUUGCAGCAGGUGUUGCACAAGUGAAUGAAGGUAAAAAUUGUUGGCGUAAAUUUACUAAUCAAUGUCAAUGGUAAAUGGAAUGCGGUAAAACUGGGGGAAAGUUUGCGUAUCAUUUCUAGCGUUUCAUGUUGUUGUUAUGCAAAACAUGGAUAUCGAGAGCGGUGAAGUCUGCAGGCAAUACGUAGAACGUAUGUCCGCUAAGCAAUCUCAGGACAAAGAAAGAAAAUCAUCGAAGCAGUUCAAACACCAAAGAAAAAAGCUACAUCGGGCUUGUAGAGCGAAAGGGAAAGAAGGUGAGAAGAGGGAGGGAAUAACGUAUUGCUCAGGCAUCACAACAGAGCUGAGUACCCUGCAAGACGAAAUUUGCGAAACUAUCCUAAACAUCAACAUGGGUGACGUAGAAAAGUCCCAAAAACACGCUGAGCUACCAGCAAACAGAGUACCACCGCCACCAGCAGAUAAACCACCCAGAGAUUCCGCCAUCAUCUAUUUUGAUGUGGAGACAGCAAGUCGAACCAAAAAGUGCGAGAUUUUGCAGUUAGCGGCAGUCUCUAAGCAUUCUUCGUUCUCAUCUUAUAUCACUCCAACUUUUGAUAUUGCUACAUCUGCAACAGCAGUUCACGGCUUACGUGUCGCAUAUAAUAAUGAGGGAAAAAGGUGCUUGUCAAAGAAGGGGGUACUUCUGGAAACGUGCCCCAAAGAGGAAGCAUUUAAUAACUUCCUCUCAUUCUUGGAAUCAAUGAAGCACCCCUGUAUCCUCAUCGGACACAACGCCACAGUUUUUGAUACGCCAAGGCUGCUGUAUCAAAUCUCAUUGUGUGCAAGGGAAUUGGGAAGGGGACUCAAAAUGCCCAUAUUUUUGCAGACAGUUUGCCCUCUUUAAAAAAGGAAACGUGGCUUCAUAAAUCGAAGACACUUGGUUCCAUCUACCAACACGUAACAGGGAACUCAUUUAAUGCACAUGAUGCGCUUGAAGACUCGACAGCAUUGCAACAGAUUAUGGAUGACGAGCGACUAAAUUCCUGCCCCUCUGCAAUUGUCGAUAAUGCU